CGUCGCCCCCUCCAAAGUUGCAUGUUGCUUGCGUUCUUGUGCAACUGCCAGCAAACCCUAAAAACCUUCUCCUUCCCCAACGGCCCCAACAGAUGACGACGAAGCGAGGGGAACGACAUUCUUGGCAAACCUGACCUGCGUCGCGCAACCUAAGUUGGGUGCUUCGUGCUCCGUGUACUCGCAUCGUACGAGGUACUGCGUAACCCAUCUACGUAACCAUUUGUGCUACUCUCUUCGUCCUGUUUGGCCGACUCUACCCAUCCCUUUUGGUUUGCUACGCCUCCUGAGAUCUUCCGGGCCACCUUGCAUGCCAGGACUGCAGCGGCCUGCCAGUCGCCUUUGAAUGCGACCGCCUGGCCUCCCGAUCGCGCAUCCCCGAGAUCCUUUACGCCCCUGCUCGGCAAGAACCCACGCUUCAUCGCCAGUUCGCCCCGCGAGCGACCAUGUCUGACCCCGGUGCUGCUUUCCCCGCGCCCGUACCCGAGCUCGCGCCUACGUCCUCGGCAACGACACCUGCGCCCUCGCCACUUCGCUCGGCCCUCAAAGGUGACGACGAUGCCACCAGGACGCCGCCUGGAAGCUGUACCCUCAAAGCUGUCCAGAUUGCCGAACCUGUCUCUGAACCGCAGCUCGACGAUGAGCCCGCGUGUCUCAAACAAUUUCGCGCCGGCCCGACACGCAGAUUGAGUGGCAAGGCUGCCCCAUCCUCGUCCUCGAAGUCUUCCCUCAACGAAGGCUCUCCAGCGGUGCAUGCCGCCGACGAAGUCGCCCACUCCACCCAGAACCACCACCACCACCAUGCCAACAGCCAGUAUUAUAGUGAAAAGCUUUUGGCCCAGGUCGGCGAAUGGCUGGAGCGUGAGAAGACCAAGGCGGCCCGCAAGCUGAGGCCUCGCCGGCACAAAUCCAAGUCGCCUCCGACUGCCGAGCGGGCCUCUGCGUCUCAGCCCCUGCCUGCGCGCGAGCGGGCGGACUCAAUCGACUCUCAGUCUAGCGACGUCUCGCUGGAUAAGUUGGAGAAUAUUCUGGAGGACUCGAUGCUGCGUCUCGGCUUGAGCUCCCUGCCCAAAUACACCCCCAAGGUAUCCCGCCCCAGGCGCCGUGCAACGUCUCGAGCCUCGCUGCAGCGCGCUGCCUCUUCCGACACCGACUAUGUUGAUGGCGACGCAAUUGUGCCAGAUUGCGACGUCUGGCUCGACAACUCCAAAACUCUGAGCUACACGGGCGGGGCCGCCAGUACCGAUGACCUGGCCGAGAAGGCAGACAAGGAGCGCGAAUGCUGGCUGAGCUUCAAGAAUGAGAUCAUCCGCAUCGCCCACACCCUGAGGCUCAAGGGCUGGAGGCGAGUGCCUCUGGGUGGCGGCGACACCAUCACGGUCGAGCGCCUGAGCGGCGCCUUGACCAAUGCCGUGUACGUGGUCACCCCGCCGGCCGAUAUGCCAGACCUCGACGGCAAGAAGGGCCCGCCCAAGGUUCUUCUCCGCGUCUACGGACCCCAGGUAGAGCAUCUCAUCGACCGUGAGAAUGAGCUCAAGGUUUUGCAGCGGCUGGCUCGUAAGAAGAUUGGCCCGCGUCUCCUCGGGACCUUCAAGAACGGCCGCUUCGAGCAAUUCUUCAACGCCAUUACCCUCCAGCGCAUGGACUUGCGCGACCCGGAAACCUCGAAACAGAUUGCCAAGCGAAUGCGAGAGCUGCACGAUGGCAUCGACCUUCUUCCCACCGAGCGCGAGAUUGGCUCCACUACGUUGAAGAGCUGGGAUCAGUGGCAGGACAACGUCACCAAGAUCAUCACCUUCCUCGAUCGUCAGUUUGAAAAUCAAACCGGCUCAGAGCGUAUGGACUCUGUCGUUCACGCCUGGAAAGCCAAUGGCUACGUCUGCGGCACGCCAUGGCCGUUUUUCAGGGAUACCGUGAUGAAGUAUCGGGCUCACCUGAAGGCUGCGUACAAGGAUGAGAAGACUAUCAAAGAUCGCCUAGUCUUCGCCCACAAUGAUACCCAAUACGGAAACAUCCUUCGCAUUCGCCCUGAUGACGAGAAAUCGCCCCUGUUGCAGGCCGCCAACAAGCACAAGCAACUCAUCGUCAUCGACUUUGAAUACGCAGGUGCCAAUACCCCCGGCCUCGAGUUCGCCAACCAUUUCACCGAGUGGACGUACAACUACCAUGAUGCGGCCACGUCACAUGCGUGCAAUCAGGUCAUGUACCCGACGGUGGAUGAGCAGAAGCGCUUCAUCAAAUCCUACGUCGAUCACCGUCCGCAAUUCCCCAACGCCAGCCUGACGCCUCGAAUUCGCCCCGCCGACAGCACGAGCUCGGCGCCGGCAGCGACGAGCACCGUCGGCACGCCCCCUCUCGUUCCCACGGCGUCGUCGAGCUCCAUCAUCGACUUCAUGCUCGAUGCCCGCGCCCCUCCGGGAGGCUGGAGUGCGGCCGAGCGCGAGUGCGAGGAGCAAACGGAGAGGAAGGUCAAGGAACUCUUGGAGGAGACGCGACUCUGGCGGCCCGCUAACAGCGCGUUCUGGAUCGCGUGGGGCAUCGUCCAGGCCGACGUCCCGGGACUCGACGCCAACAACGAUCCCGUAUCCGCCGAGGAGGCGCUCGCGGCCGAGGAAUCCAUCGCCGCAGACGAGUUUGACUACUUGAGCUACGCGCAGGAUCGCGCCCUCUUCUUCUGGGGCGACGUGGUGCAGAUGGGACUCGUCAGGGAGGACGAGCUACCAGGGACCUUGCGCGCUCGGCUCAAGCUGGUGCCGCGAUGAGCGAGUGUCAGCGAUGUAGCCAAGCCACGAACUUUUCAUGUACGAAUAGCGGUUAUUUGUCAUAUAACAUGGUUGAAUAGGUGUGAAUACUAGCGCAUGUAUUUCUAGC
Molecule: messenger RNA, 2868 nt
Organism: Purpureocillium takamizusanense
Lineage: Eukaryota; Fungi; Ascomycota; Sordariomycetes; Hypocreales; Ophiocordycipitaceae
Exons: 4
Coding region: 444-2759 (771 amino acids)
Biological process (GO): phosphatidylethanolamine biosynthetic process; phosphatidylcholine biosynthetic process
Cellular component (GO): cytoplasm
Molecular function (GO): choline kinase activity; ethanolamine kinase activity
Source: RefSeq, a predicted model, not a curated record